AUGAUACAUCAGCACCGAUGGCAUAGCGCGUUUGGUAUCCCAUGCUCUCAGAAACGGUCAUUCAGUGAUGCGGAGCUGCAGCAACGCUACGAAAAACACCAUGAACAGAAGGAACAUGAUUUGAAUACCUGGGUGGCAUGUCUAGACGCCCUCAAUUCCAAAAUUGAGUUGCUGGACAAAGAGAGAAAGGAUUUGAGAGGAAAACUUACAGAAAAGCAGUACCGUCUGUUUUUAAGCAAAUAUACUGGACGCGGUGAAGGUUACACCCCGGGAGAAAGCACUCGUGCCACAUCGGGCGAGGCAGGGGAAAGUGCGAGCACGAGCCAAUCAUCUGCUGCGGCUGGACCUACGCCAGGUGGCAGUGGUUCCCUGAAGGCAUUGCAGCGGAAAAUGGCUCGACUAAGGCGAGAAGUAGCACUGGCUUUGAAACGGGACUCUUGUCUUCGGAAGAUGGUGCGGUCUCAUGAAGAGAAACGCUCACAAGAUUCCUCGGGGGAAAUGUCUGAACGGGAACGAGUUCGUGCUGCCCGUGUCUCGGAAAAAUGGGAGGCUCGACUGGCACAACUCAAAGCUAAAUCCGCCGAGGCGACCGCGAUAUACGCCUCCCUCCGUGAAAGAAUGAGAUCACUUAAGCAACAGAAAGCGGAAAUGCUUAAGGAUCCUCACACCGCUAAGCGACCGCACCGAAGACGGACAGGUGACGGCGAGACUCUGAGAGGCUCUGAGAAUGCUCGAAAUCGCUUCCAGCGAUAUGGUAUUAUCGUCGAGGACAAUGAUGCGCAGAAAUCGUGGCGUACACGUCCUUCCUGCGCCAAUUUGAGCCAACGCACGAGUGGUAAGUCUGCUGCAGGGGGCUUGCUGCCUGGUCCGACCACGCGCCAUGUGCAACUUACUGGGAGACCAUACGCAGCCCAUCCACCUCAGAAGCCAUACCGAAAACAACGUUGCGUUUCUCUCUGA
Neospora caninum is the source of this 960-nucleotide messenger RNA. RefSeq lists its product as hypothetical. The record is from RefSeq and is a predicted model, not a curated record. The transcript has a single exon. Lineage: Eukaryota; Apicomplexa; Conoidasida; Eucoccidiorida; Sarcocystidae. Bases 1 to 960 code for a protein of 319 amino acids.